This is a messenger RNA of Schistosoma margrebowiei, 1702 nucleotides long. NCBI's taxonomy places the organism in Eukaryota, Metazoa, Platyhelminthes, Trematoda, Strigeidida, Schistosomatidae. The record is from the annotation of a GenBank genome assembly.
AACCGCACCAGAUCACGUGUGGUAACGCUGUGCUCAACUUCUACCGCAAUCGCUAGCCAGAUUAGAUCAGAGAUUUCCGAUACAUUGAUUAUCGCCAAAUACACUCUUCUGAUCUCCUCGACUCUGUCUUUUGAUUUCUCUUGGUGGGAACAAAGUAUAUUAGGUGUUACUGGUAGAAGCGUUGUCAAACACUGAAUACCUGUAUCAUCCUCAAUACUUUGUUUCGAAGUUCGUAUUCAUGUGAAUCUCAGGAAAGAAUUAUCUAACAUGUUGAAUAAAUAAGGUUGAAGAUAUCACAGGUAUUUGAAGUUUGACUACGCUUCAAUCAGUAACACCUUCUAAUAUGAAUUGUACCUACCAAGUGAAAUCAAAAGUCAGAAACCAGGGGGUUCGAAGAUAUAUUUGAUAGGCUAUCAAUAUAUCGAGAAUUGUCUGACGUAAUCUGGCUAGCGAUUGCAGUAAAUGUUGUGCACGGCGUUUCCACUCAUGAGCUGAUGCGUAUGCGUGACUGAGCGCCUUUAGACAGGUCAGCCUAUUAAAACUAGUGUGGUUAGCAUCCAAUGUCGAAAACUUACAGAGCUAUUUAUUUUGGAGAAUUAUUUACCACUACAGAGUCUGCCUCAGAAAUAAUUCAAUAUGGUGGUCGCUUUCGGUUAUAUUUGUUGUGAAUCUACUUUCUACCAAAACACAUAAUAUUACACAGUCUUGUUAAUCUACGUCACUAUUAUUUAAGGGAUCAAAAACGACCCUGAGUCUGUAUAAACUUUGUAAGCUGUUUCUGUGCAAUCUUUCGAAUAUGGCCUCUUUAAGCUGUGGUUAUAAGUGUCUGCAGAUUUUGCUGGUGAUAUUUAAUAUCUUCGUUUGUGUAUGUGGAAUUGUUGCAGUUGUGAUUGGAAGUUUCUCUCAACUUGCUAUUAAUGAAUAUUCCAAUGAAAUCGAAUCAAAUAUCAAAUAUCUCGUAAUCUUUGUAAUAGCUUUUGGAUGCUUCCUAUUUGUGCUUGGAUUUCUUGGGUUUUUUGGGUUGGCUACCAAAAAUACUUUCUGUCUAAUCUUGUACACCUCUCUACUGUCGGUCAUUGCCACAGCCGAAAUAAUGGGGGGAUUAGCAAUAGUUGUGUUAAGAAAUGACGUGGAAACUCAAUUCCAAUCUAUGAUUAAAAGCUCCGUUUCUGAAUAUAGUAAGAAUCCUGACAUUAAGGAAUUCUUAGACGGAGUACAACAAGAGUUUCACUGUUGCGGCUCUGAAUCGUCAAAGGACUACACAUUGACUAACCAAACCAUUCCUGAUUCAUGUAAAAAUCCAGAAACUAAGGUUACAUAUUCAGAUGGUUGUUCAUACAAAGUAAUCUCCUUCUUUGAAAAGUAUAUUGUCGCCGUCUUAGUAGCGGCAUUUGUAUUCGCUAUCCUUCAAUUAUUGUGUAUUGUUUUCGCUAUCUGUGUUAUUCAAGCUAUCAAAUCUGGCAAUUCCCGACAAGGCUACAGGAUUUAAAGUUGUGAACACUAUAUUUGAUUUUUCGAUAGCUUUCCAAUUGGCAUAAUUAAACUUCUUUCCUCGUGUUUUUAUUUCACUGUCAUUUAUUAAACAAAGAAUGGAGUCUACUAUUUUAUUCAAUGAACAUUCUAAACAUUUAUGAAUAACCCAAGGUUAUUGUAAUUAAAAUUAUAAUAUUGACGAAAAAUAUAACAUCUAAACAAUGUUUUC